This is a messenger RNA of Helicoverpa armigera (cotton bollworm), 1842 nucleotides long. RefSeq lists its product as uncharacterized. NCBI's taxonomy places the organism in Eukaryota, Metazoa, Arthropoda, Insecta, Lepidoptera, Noctuidae. The coding region runs from base 104 to 868 and encodes 254 amino acids. The transcript has 4 exons. The record is from RefSeq and is a predicted model, not a curated record.
CACAACAUGCGCGCCGCAGUCGCUAUGUAGUUUCUGACUUGGGCUAUGUCCAAACAAUGUUUGUAAUUCGUACUGGCAAUGCUUUAGCUGUACAAUAACACAAAUGUUUGAUAGAACUAAGCAAUGUAAUUUGUCACACAAAAUGAUGAUUCGCCUAAACAAUUUUUUGUACGUUUUCAAUUUACGCCAAGGGACAAUUCUUAUUGCCGUCCAUCAAAUUGCACUUUCUUCUUUCAUAUUAAUAAUAUUGCUAGUUGGUAUAUCCCAUGUCGGGGAGAUGCUGUCAAUGUUGCACAACGAUAUGGAAGAUGAUGCCGAUAGACGCGGGCUAUAUGAAAUGGCCUACGGAGACCACAGCUACCAUAACGGAGAAGUGAUAACCACUAACAACCAGCGUAGAUUCGCUAAAGCACGGCAUCUAGCAUCAGUGACAGUAAUAUUUCUGUACACAAGCACGAUGCUGACAUCGAUCUACUUGAUGUGUUGUAUCUCGUUGCUGCACGGUGCCGUCAAAUACAAGCGCGAGUACGUACUGCCGUGGAUCAUGGCGGCAUGCAUUGGAGUAGUUCUGCUCAUUGUGGCAAUCGUGGUCGGAGACGGCUAUCCUUGCGUCGUCAACCUCUUUGGAGGACACAAUCUUUAUCAUUUCGGCUGCGCGCUUUUCGUGCUAACGUUUAUCUACGCUAUUUGUGCUGUGAGCAGUUUUGCCUUGGAGACGGGCAGCGGUCGCUGUGCCCGCACGCUCCGCGCCGCCAGCGACGAGAGGGGCGAACGCCUGCUUCUGCUCGACCACGUCGCUCACUCCAGCCUUCUGUCCGCCGCACAACUCAACAAACUCAACAGUGGAACUCGAACGCAGUUCGUCUAGAACCUUCGCUACAUUAUCCUUAUGGCUGCUACUUAUACUUACCUAGAUCAUAGACGCACCACGCUAAUUGAAAUUGCAAAGAUACCAACGUCACAUUAUUUUGUAUAACUGUUAAUUUGAUAUGUUGUUUACAUGUUAGAGUAGUUUAUAAAGUUUUAAGUGUUUUCUAUUCUAAUGUUGGGUUACCAUUGUAUUUGGUGUGUUAUAUAGUUAUGUGCUAACGCCGACUAGGUGGGAUUCUGUAUGACAUGUGAUCUCUUUUGUGAUUUUAAUGUCUUGUUUCUACAUAAUAAUAACAUUAGUUGUGUUCAUGCACAAAUUAAUAAAUGUUAGCAUGAGAAACACCAGCUGCAACCUUUGUUCAGCUUGCUUUUCAUGUUUACGUAAAUAAUAUGAAUAUAUUUUCCUUAUAUUAAAAAAAAAAGUAAGGAAAUAAGAUUUUAUGAUCGAUUAAAGAUCCAUUUUACGUCCGAAAAAUCAUCAAGUGCAUAAAAUAAGGCUGUGAUUUAAAAAGCGCAACUCUAGUGGUAUUUAGAGACGAGUCUAAUAAGAUUCAUUAGAGCUAAUUAAACUAGGCAAAGUUUACUUAUGUAUUUUAAAACUUAGCCGUUUAAUGAUAGUCUAGUCUUAGUGCGCUUUUAGAUCUCAGCCUUUGGAAUCAGUUCACACUAAGGCGGCGGAGGAAGCUGGCUUGAAAGGAAUUUUCGAGCAACUCAUGUUUUUGAGAUUUAGUAAUCAUGUAAUGUGAUGUAUCCUGCAACUAGACCAGAAGUUCCUCUUUGGUGUGAAUUGAUUCUUUGUGUUAAGUGUUACUGCAUUGCAUUUAACUCAUUGUGAUAUUAUAAUAUGUAUUGAUAUUUUGUUAUAAAUGUGAAAUUUUAAUUACAAAUUAUUAUUAAAACUUGUUGGUACAAAAAUCAGAGUUUACGACUUGCAAAUUGAAAGCCUCUUUGAUUUUAGUUCAUUGACAAUAU